Labrus bergylta (ballan wrasse) is the source of this 1468-nucleotide messenger RNA. RefSeq names its product claudin-3-like. Lineage: Eukaryota; Metazoa; Chordata; Actinopteri; Labriformes; Labridae. Gene Ontology annotation, cellular component: bicellular tight junction; plasma membrane. Gene Ontology annotation, molecular function: structural molecule activity. Gene Ontology annotation, biological process: cell adhesion; bicellular tight junction assembly. The record is from RefSeq and is a predicted model, not a curated record.
CACACACACACGCGCGGAAGCAAGGCUUGAAAUCAUCUAAAUUAGCAGCUGGGUCUCCAGGUUGACUCUUCCCCCUUUUGCAGCUUUAAUCUGCGAUCUCCUCUCAGGUGUGAAACAAACUCGGCAGUAGAAGAAGAAGAAGAAGAAGAAGAAGAAGACGCUUCAGUAUGUCUGUAGGCCUGGAGCUGAUAGGCAUCUCCCUGUGCAUUUUGGGAUGGAUUAUUGCCAUCGUGGCGUGCACCCUCCCCAUGUGGCGGGUGACGGCUUUCAUCGGCAGCAACAUCGUGACAGCUCAGAUCAUCUGGGAGGGUCUGUGGAUGACCUGCGUGGUCCAGAGCACGGGUCAGAUGCAGUGUAAGGUCUACGACUCCAUGCUCGCCCUCUCGCAGGACCUCCAAGCUGCCCGCGCCCUCACCGUCAUCUCCAUCCUGCUCGCCAUCUUGGCUGUCCUUGUCGCCAUUGCCGGGGCUAAGUGCACCAACUGUAUAGACGACGAAGCGUCCAAGGCCAAGGUGAUGAUCAUCUCCGGGGUCUUCUUCAUCGUGUCUGGAGUCAUGCAGCUCAUUCCGGUCUCCUGGUCGGCCAACACCAUAAUCAGGGACUUCUACAACCCUCUGCUCACGGACGCUCAGCGGAGGGAGCUGGGAGCCGCUCUGUACAUCGGCUGGGCGGCUGCCGCGCUGCUGAUUCUCGGCGGUGGACUCCUCUGCUGCUCCUGUCCGCCACGGGAGACCAGGUACAACCCUUCACGGAUGGCUUACUCUGCCCCGCGGUCCGCAGGAGGCCCCGGGUUAGAGAGGAAAGACUACGUGUGACUGAAGGUCAAAGAGUGAAAAAAAAAAAGAAAAAAAAAAAGACAUUUUCAAAUCUGACAAAAGCUCUCCGCACCAAUCCGAGGGUGAACUGAGGAAAAGAGCUCACAGGAACAAGGAGACUCCGCGAUGAAGGAUCGCUUUGAUUUAACCCCUUAAUGCUUCACGUCUCUGAAUGAGAAUUAAAAAAAUAGACUCCGCAGACACUGGGGUGGAAAUUUCCCUAAAUCAUGUUUCUAAACCAAAAAACAAUUACAUUUCUGUUCUUAGAGCUCCGGCUGAUUUAAGGUCAACACGCUUCAUGUUGGUGUCAUUACAAGCACACAUUUGUUUAUGCGGCCUCAGCUCCUUCAUGUUUACCACUGAAUUUCUUUUUUUUUUUACAAAAAAUAAUUGUGCCCGCUCCGUGUUUCACCCUCACACGAGGCACCACUGUGUACAAAAUGGAUGUGAAAGGGUCACCAACAGGGUUAUGUUGUACGUGUAUGAUUAAUCGUCUGUAACAGUCAUGAGAGAUGAUAACUGUGUUCAGUGCAGCUUUUAAGUGCGGUGUGGUCAGGGUGGGGACGGGAGGCUUUGUGAAUGCUCGACACUGGCAGCACCUAAAGCACCUGUGUUCACCCAUAAUGGCAAUCAUGUCUGUGUAUUAUAAACAA